Molecule: messenger RNA, 3779 nt
Organism: Alosa alosa (allis shad)
Lineage: Eukaryota; Metazoa; Chordata; Actinopteri; Clupeiformes; Clupeidae
Product: fibronectin type III domain-containing protein 7-like
Exons: 15
Coding region: 178-2694 (838 amino acids)
Molecular function (GO): protein binding
Source: RefSeq, a predicted model, not a curated record
CUGGUCCAGUUGCCAUCUUGUCUACUACUAUGGACUGAACGUCUCCAGUAUUACGUCAUCAUGUGGAAAUAUCAACACAGAAGCCGAAGGGUAAGCCCACCCCUGCUAUUUGUAAUAGGCUGAAAGAAGUUUGUGGGUGGAGUUGCACAGGCCUAGGUAUUUCAGGCAUCAAAUCAUAUGAAGUUCAGAAAAUCGGGAGUCAAGAGAUACCACUCCAAACCUGGAAUUAACAGCCAGAAAAUGGCUUUGACAAAUUUGAAGUGGCUUGUUGUAUUUGUCUUAUGCAGUUGUGUGUCACAGUAUGGAGUCCAAGGUAGUGCACUUUCUAUUAGUGUGUACUUCGUAACAACAAAGAGCAUUAUUGUCCGCUGGAGUCGACACGAUGGUGCCAGCUCCUACAAGGUCACGGCUACCCCCAAGAACACAGCUGGACCCUCCACCUUUGUACAGUUCAGUGAGAACACGGUCAUGGGCUCUGUCAACAGAUUGCUCCCCAUCACCCUGUACACAGUGAGGGUGGAGGCGAUGGAUGCCGACCUGAAUGUGUUAAGUCAAGGAGAGGUGGAGUCGAGCACAGCUCCUGACGUUCCCACUAUUGAGGUGGCAACAUCCAAGCAGAGUGAGAGCAUCACAGUGGAGUUUGAAGCCGUCUCUGGAGCAGCCUCUUACGUUGUGCGAGCUGAGGCUGCUGAUGGGACCUUCUUCUCUGAGACACCAGCUUCCAGCUCCCCAGAUACCAUCCAUGGUCUCGAACCCUACACCGAAUACAGUGUCAGUGUGCUCACUGUCAACAGCUUGGGUGGACGGAGUCAGCCAUCAGUCCCAGUUGUGGUCAAGACAGUGCUGUCAGCUCCUCAGGUCAACUCCAGCUCUCCCAGUAAUGACACCAUCCAGCUGGACUGGGAGCCAAUGGAGCAUGCUGUGCAGUACUCCAUCACGGUCAUCCUGCAGGGCUCAGACAUUCUGCGGCGCCUUAACACCACCUCCAGCUCCGAGACCCUGGUGGACCUGGAGCCAGGGAGCACCUACUGCACCACGGUUCUGGCCUGGGAUGCUGAGGGCCGGCCUGGGGACAGCACCGAAGUCUGCCAGCUCACACGUCCAGCUCAGCCUCAGGACUUUGUGCUGUCAGUGGUGUGGAAUGAGGAGGCGAGACUGCUGGUCUCAUGGAACGCCUCUCAGGGGGCGAGCGAGCAUAUGGCAGUAAGCUCCAGCGGCCUGAACUGCACCUCCUCCUCCAUCUCGUGCUCCCUCUCGCCCCUCAGCUGCGGGGAGACGCACUACAUCACACUCACCGCCAGCAACCAGGCCGGACCCAGCCUGCCCUCCGACCCUAUCAAGUUUGUCAGCAUCCCUUGCGCACCCAAUCCUGUGUGGCUAUCGGAGCCAGAGGCAGGGAACUGCUCGGUGGACUGGGAUGCGGUUGCCACGGCAGACUCCUAUGGUACAUUUGUGAAGCGCGAUGAUGGUGCGGAGCAGAGAUGUAAUUCUUCGGAGACUUCAUGCUAUUACAGCUGCCAAUGUGGAUACAGCUAUAUCGUCACCGUGUUUGCCCACAACCAAGCUGGGUCCAGCCCUCCUGGGCCUGUGCUCAACUAUACCACACUCCCUUGCUGUCCAGCGGAUGUGUCUAUCUCACUGGUCUCCACGGAAACACUGGAAAUCAUGUGGUCAGCAGUCCGUGGGGCAACAUUGUAUGAGACCCGGGCUGUAGACCAAUCCGAGCUAAUUGUGUGUAAUGACACGUCUCCUCGGUGUGCACUGUCGGACCUGUCCUGCAACAGUCGCUACAACGUGGUGGUCAUUCCAUGUAGUGAGCUCAGUGGUUGCAACCGCAACUGCCAAUCACAGGCGCAUGAGACAGCUCCUUGUAUGCCUGAAAUCCAGAGUGUAUCUCAGACAGAUGGAAGUGUGACAGUCAGCUGGACAUCUGACAACAGUGCAGCCAACUACACAGCCAGUCUUGUAUGUGAUACGGAUACAUUUCCCUGUGAGUCAAAUGGAACAUCCUGUGAGGUCCAAGAGCCAGCCUGUGGCUCCACCUGUGAUGUCACUGUCAUGGCUACCACCAGUGCUGGAGCAAGUCUUCCAAGCUAUGUCGUUCCACUAGAAACAGUGCCCUGUUGUCCAGUGAACCUGACAGUGGAUCAAGUGACCCAGGCUAUGAGCAACGUGACCUGGUCAGCAGCACGAGGAGCUCACACCUUCCUCACAUCCCUGACCUCUCCCCGGGGCCAUGCCCGCUGCCACGCCCAGGACACGCACUGCCUGAUGGGAUGCAUCACCUGCGGCACCAGCUACAACGUCUCCAUGGAGGUGACGAGCCGCACGGGCCGCAAGGCGGAGUGCAACUACCAGGGAUUCUCUUCAAGCGUGUGUUGCCCAUCAGGUGUGCGUUUGUACAGUAUGGCUAACAACACGCUGAGGGUGUACUGGCGUUCGUCUGGCUCGCUCAGCAACUACACCGUGGACGUCCAUGGCAACGCUGGCAACUACACCUGCUCUACUCCACCUGGGGGAAGCCACUGUGACAUCUCGGACGUCACCUGUGGCGAUGUCUACACGGUCGUCGUGGCGCCCUUUAACAUGGACGGCAGCCAGGUCUCAUUCUGUCCACACAAGCUUUACUCAGUAUCCUGCACAGGAGAUUACGUGGGAACAAUAAUCUAUCGGGGCAGGAGGAGUGUGGAUUAGAACAUUCUGAUAUGUCAUUUCUGCUGCUAAAUCUACCAAGCAUCCAAAGCAUCCAUCACCCCCAGGAGCCAGACCAGAAAACCCCUCUACCCUUACUGCGUCCCUCCCAGCACUGGACUGGAAGUGGAAUAUUUCACACACGUGUCUGCUGUCAACGGAAUCAUUGGUAAUGCUUUACAUUGAGGUUCCCACAAAUAGCAUUACAUGAUGCAUCAAGUAAUAUGAGGAAAAUAGUUAAUUUUGAACGAAUGAUAAGUGUAGUUAAAAGAUGACAUUCAUUGUGUAAAGCAUUUUGUUACAUUUUAUGCCAUAUUAAAAUGGACAAUUAAAGCACAGAUACAUAGGUAAUAUUAUGUGCUAUAGACUUGAUGAUGAUGUUAACUAAGGCAUUGUGGAUUGUUAAUGGAACCUAAAUGUAAAACAUUACUGAUUCUGUCAAGACAUUAGAGAAUGAAUAGGAUUUUUUUAUCCUUUCUGAUCCUAUUGUUAAUAGAAAAAAUAGACAUGUUUAGGAAAUCACAAUAAUUAAAUAAACACUCAAAUUUAUUUUUCACCUUUUUAAAGUCCUUCAUCCUGUGGCAUUGCACUGCUAAUAAGACACAAUGCCUAAUGAACUAAAUGCACCUUAGAGUCUAAACUCUUGUAAUUUUGAUGAAUUUAAGAUAAGUUCCAUUUUGGUUACUAUUCUAAUUGUAAUGAUGGACUAUAUUUCCUCAACAUAUGAAUGUCCAAUUUUCAUAUCAGCCUACAAAGUUAAAUUUGUAACUUUAAAAGACAUUUCCAAUCUGUCUUGUUUUUAAUUCAGAAAAAAAGAAGUGAAGGACAAUAGUGAAGAAAGUGAAAAAAAUGUAUGUUUUGUUGCACCUCUGUUCAAAUAGAAAAUGAGUAAUGUUUUUCACAAUUUGAUAUAUUUUGUUUUUUAUAAAUUUUAUAAAAUGCCCUGUCCCUCUGCCCAAAGUUCCGUGCCUUCUCUGGUACUAUUCUGAGCUGUACACCAUCCAGAGUAAUGCUUCCUGUAAGUCCUACAUGGCACAGUCUCCCCACCAGAGGAUGUGUAAUAAAUUCAGUACACAAGCACUGGCAAA